AUCAUGCAGAGAGCUGUUGUAUUUCUGCUGCUGACCGCUCUCUUGGCCAAUGGACAAGAGUUACGCUGGGAAAACUCCUAUGAUCAGCCCCUGAAUUUUCAGUGUCCUCCAGGACAGUCCAUAUCCUAUGUGAAGAGCCAACAUGAGAAUAAGUAUGAAGACCGGGUGUGGGAGUUUGGCUGUAAAGACACCUUUAGCUCUGGUUCAGACUGUUUUCUGUCUCCGUACGUCAAUGACUUCGACCAACAGUUCACCUAUGAGUGUCCACCAAAUCACAUCAUGUCAGGAAUGAGCAGCUACCACAGUGAUAAACACGAGGACAGAAGGUGGCAGUUCUAUUGCUGUAGAGGUAACCGCGUCUGUACUGGUCAGUGUGAGUGGACCACUUAUGUAAACUGGUUUGAUGAGCUCUUUCACUGGACUGUCCCAAACCAACACUUCCUUACGGGUGUUGAAAGCUACCAUGAGAAUAAAUACGAAGACCGUCGCUGGAAGUAUCAGUACUGUGCCAAGUUGCAAUGCUGAGACUCUCUCAAAUGCAAAUACAAUCAAAUUCAAACCUGAAAUGAAUACAAGACUAAACACAAUGUCAAACUGGUGACUAUUAGUGAAAAAGAAAUCUGUAACAACUUAUCAAUACAUUUCAGUCACAUAA
Molecule: messenger RNA, 655 nt
Organism: Danio rerio (zebrafish)
Lineage: Eukaryota; Metazoa; Chordata; Actinopteri; Cypriniformes; Danionidae
Cellular component (GO): extracellular region
Source: RefSeq, marked predicted